Messenger RNA from Triticum aestivum (bread wheat), 789 nucleotides. RefSeq lists its product as uncharacterized. The record is from RefSeq and is a predicted model, not a curated record. Lineage: Eukaryota; Viridiplantae; Streptophyta; Magnoliopsida; Poales; Poaceae. The transcript is spliced from 3 exons. The coding region runs from base 43 to 639 and encodes 198 amino acids.
AAGUCCAGAAAGAGUCUUCCUAGAGCCAAGUGGAGUCACCAAAUGAAGCUAUAUCUUAUUCAACAGCUGAAAGAUUUUAACGUCCCAGGUUAUAGAACUCAGAAUGCAUGGAGUAAAGAGGCAUGGAAUAAGAUUGUGGAUAACAUAAACAAAAAGUUUGGCUUGUCACUAGAUGUUACCAAAGUGAAACAAAAGGAACAGGAUCUGAAGAAAGACUUCCGCGCUGUGAAAGAUUUGGCAGCUGAGAGCGGCUUUGGUUGGGACCGCAUCGGAAUGAAAGUUGUUGCCCCAGAUGCCGUAUGGGAAUCAUUUGCGGAGCGUCGUAACAAGGAUGCACUCAUAUGGAGAGACAAACACUUUCCAUAUUAUGAUGAUUUAUUUGCAUUGCAUGAAGGACGGUAUGCUGAAGGAAGGAAUAGGCGUGGCAUGGACUAUUAUGCAAACAGGGAUAAAGAACCAUCACAAACCAAUUUUGCAGAAUCACAAGGGACCAAUGAUUAUGAUGGAUCACCCUCACCUAAUAUAAAUGCUGCUGAUUUUCCCAUUGAAGAAGAAGAACCUACAUAUUUUAAGGAAAACGUUUGGAGCCGGCAGUCCGGCGGAAGCUUCGGCCGGUCCAAUCUAGGCACCCACGCGUGACCCACUCGCGAGCAACCACGUGACGUGAUGGACCUGAGUUGACUAAUCCUUCUGCGUUAGGGCAUGUACAAUGGUUGUAAGAUAGUCUAAUCUUAAGUCUUGCAUGUAAUUUAGAGAUGACAAAAAAAAAGGUCUACAAUGGGUCGUCUC